Aedes albopictus (Asian tiger mosquito) is the source of this 884-nucleotide messenger RNA. RefSeq lists its product as uncharacterized. The record is from RefSeq and is a predicted model, not a curated record. The coding region runs from base 301 to 870 and encodes 189 amino acids. The transcript is spliced from 3 exons. NCBI's taxonomy places the organism in Eukaryota, Metazoa, Arthropoda, Insecta, Diptera, Culicidae.
UUCGCCUUGACGGAGGCUCUCUGAGAGAAUUGCGCUGUGCGUGAAAUCAUUUUUUUUUAACAUGGGAAAGGAUAGGAGCUGCAUUUUCAAAUGCUUCUAAAAUAUUUUAGGGACUUCAGAUUGAAAAAAGUUUUAAUGUUUUGCAAUAUACUUUCAAUUAGCUACAUUAUAACUGGUUUUAGACAAAAGUUUUUAAAUCACAAUGUUAUGUCUAUAAUAUAGCGUAUCAUAAUCUCAUUCGAUAACAUUAAGAACGUUUUGCUUGAAAAAAUUUCUUUAAAGAAUUAGAAGCAUUUGAAAAUGCAGCUCCUAUCCUUUCCCAUGUUAAAAAAAAAUUGUUUUCACGCAAGCGCUAUUCUCUCAGAGAGCCUCCGUCAAGGCGAAUUCGAGCAGAUCAAGCUUCGCUCGUUCGGGAGUUCAUCAGUAGGGAUGCCCAUUUGGAGAAGCAAUCGAAAGAAUUUUUACGUUAUUUGGCAUCAUGGAAAAUGGCACCAGAAAGUUCUCUUCGUGGCCAAGCCCUUCCUGCAAGACGUUCUCUUCAUUUGGUUGGAUGCGUGGAGUGCAAAACCGCUUCCGGCGUUGGUCAAGUUCGGCUUGAGUGUUGUGGUGAUUGCGGUUAUGCUGCUUCCUGUUGUGUACGCGUUGUGUGGCACUCUGCUUUACCUUGGAUUUUGGCAGCAACAAAUCGAUAGUUUAUAUCCCUCUGUAUUUCCCAUGAAAAUGCAGUCAUUCUACUGGAUCCAGCAGAUAUUGAAACAAACGGUAUACUCGGAUGCACAAGUGGAUUACUUUCAGCGACGAAUUCACGGAUUUCUGUUGAUCACUGCUGGGAUGAUGGAUUAUAUGAGAUUGCUAUUGGAAAUGGUAUAGUAAAUAAAUUAUGC